GUAUGCUGGAGGUGAGUGUGAUUGAAGGUGGAGCAGGUCCUGACUCACUCAGUGAAAAGAAAGACCCUGUGCCUAUAUAGAGCCUUUCACUACCUGGAGCUCUUCCCAGCCACUCAAGCGCUGACUUUUUUGCAGGUCCUAUCAGCAGUAUCCUGGUGAACAAAUAUGGCAGUCGGCCAGUGGUGCUAAUGGGUGGGCUGUUGGCGAGCUCAGGAAUGAUCAUCGCUUCGUUCUGCAAUAGCAUUGUGGAGCUUUACUUCUGUAUAGGAGUAAUCGGGGGGUUCGGACUCGCCUUCAACUUGCAACCGGCGUUGACUAUGAUUGGCAAAUACUUCUACAAGAGACGCCCCUUGGCUAAUGGACUAGCGAUGGCUGGAAGCCCAGUGGUCCUCAGCACAUUGGCUCCUCUUAACCAAUAUCUCUUUGACAACUACUCAUGGAGAGGAGGUUUCUUGAUCCUGGGGGGGAUCCUGCUCAACUGCUGUGUGGCCGGAGCCCUCAUGCGCCCCAUAGGCCCUCUGCAGACCAGUGCAUCCAAACCACAAGUGGACGCCAAGCUUGAGGCUGGCACGAACUCUGACCUUCUGACCAGUGAACCCAAAGCAAAGCUCAGCAUUGUCCAAACCAUCAGCAACUACUUGGACCUGUCACUUUUCAAACACAGAGGCUUCCUGAUCUAUCUGUCUGGCAAUGUCAUCAUGUUCUUUGGUCUAUUCGCACCCCUGGUCUUCUUGUCCUCUUAUGCCAAGAAUAUGGGCAUUGAUGAGUACAAAGCAGCCUUCCUCCUUUCCAUCCUGGCUUUCGUGGACAUGUUUGCUCGACCAUCCAUGGGAUUCCUGGCCAACACCAAGUGGGUGAGGCCAAAGAUCCAAUACUUUUUCUCAUUCUCCAUCCUCUACAAUGGUGUCUGCCACAUCAUGAUGCCCUUGGCAACUGACUAUAUUGGCCUGGUGAUCUACACCAUCUUUUUCGGGUUUGCCUUUGGCAUGCUGAGCUCCGUACUGUUUGAAACCUUGAUGGACAUGGUUGGGGCACAGAGGUUCUCCAGUGCAGUUGGACUGGUGACCAUAGUGGAGUGUUGUCCAGUAUUACUGGGACCUCCGCUCCUAGGCUUGCUGAAGGACGCGUACAAUGACUUCCGCUAUGUGUAUUUCGCUUGUGGAGCAGUUUUGAUCGUCGCGAGUAUCUACCUGUUCAUUGGCAACGCAAUAAAUUACCGUCUCCUCGAGAAGGAGAGGCAAGCGGAGGAGCAGAAAUUGAAACACGAAGCGAUGGUUGACUUCAACGAGACCAAACCAGACAUUUCAUCCACGGGGCAAAAAUAUCAAGAUGGAAUAAUGGAUCAGGACACGGAUAUUUAAGGGUGGGAAGGCUUCUGGUUUAUUUUAUACAUUUGGUUUCAUUGGGAUUUCUGCCAGCCCCCCAUUUCACCACCCCCCACACUUAUAUUUCUGGAGGGGUGCAGUGAAAGAUUGAUGGAGUGUUGGCUUCUCCCAUCAUUGGCCAUUGCCUCCAUCGUCCUAGGGUUGCCAGCACUCUGGAGUUGCCCUGGAGUCUCCAGGAACUGAUCUCCUGGACAAUGCUCUGAGCAGUCAAAAGGAAAAAAAAAAUCACAAGGGCAUUAAAAGAUUUAUACAUUUUUAUCCUUCCUUUGCGUAUUUUUAUUUUAUUAGUGCUAAAAAAAAAUUGGAGAUGGAGAUAAAUGGGUGUUUGGGCAGAUGGGGCACGAGGGUUUGUGUUGAAACCUCCAGGAAUAUGUGCAAUCAAUCCCAAUUGUGAUUGGGAAUGAGACAGAUGCUCCUCUUGUUUUGGGUGGGCAUUGGGGCUGGAAUUUCCCAGCCUCUCGUGCUGGUGGGAUCUCCGGUGCCAUCGAUGUGAACAGAGAUUUUUAAUGACUCGCUGACCCCGCUACUGGGGAACCCGCUGUGGGGGGACUGGAAAAUUCUGGCCUGUGGGUGGGCUUUAGACCCUCUGGCCCAUCCAGGCAGACCCACACAUCAGUGAUAUCUUGUGUAUCACUAUGAGGAGAAUUUUUAUCACUCGGAGGGUGGUGAAUCUUUGUGGAAUUCUAUAUCCCAAAUGUUGUGGGUACUUCAUCAUUGAAUGCAUUUAAGGCUGAGAUAGACAGAAUUUUGGUUUCUCAGGGAACCAAGGGAUAUGGGGAUCAGGUGGGAAACUGGAGUUGAGGCAGUAGAUCAGCCAUGAUCGUGUUGAAUAGCGGAGCAGGCUCGAUGGGCUGCUCCUAUUUCUUAAGUUCGUAGCCAGUCUCCAUCUCACCCCAAAACGAUUGACCUCCUAAGAGAGGUGAAAAACCCGAUUUAAAAACCCUCAGCUGAUUUUGGGGGAAAAUAAAUCUGGGGAAGUUCCUCCCUGACCCCACCAUGCAGAUCAUGGAGUAAUUUAGGGAGUUUCCAUGGGAUCUGAGAAUUCCAUACAGUGCCUACGUCUUGUACGAGCUGAUCUUCAUCCCAGCCAGAAACAGGUCCAGCUCUCGCUUGCAGGGUUACAGUGAAUCGGUGUCCACCACACGGAACAGUCCACACUUGGAAAAGACCCACCUCCUGAGCUUGAAACCUGGGGCUUGUACAUCUUAAAAUUGUGACCCCAACCCCCGCAUUGACCAUUUUAUGAUGCACCUCAGACCUUUCACGCAGUGAGCUCUUUGCAAUCCCACCCCAUCAAUCCCACCCUGGAUGAACACAGAAUCCGCCUGCCUCACAGAUCAAUAAUAUAGCAAUAGAACUAUCUUAGCACCAGGGAUUCUCCAUGUUAAUCAUUGUGUUGAGUGGAUGUCACCCUCGGAUAAUUGGACCUUGCCAGCUCAGGUUGUUGUACACAAGUAAGUAGACUACUGAAAGUUACAAUUAAAAAUGAGAAUAGUUUUUCAGCCCUGCUCCACAUCAAAUCUGAGGAUGAAGCAUAACCACAUGCACCCCCCCCCCCCAACUCUGUGUGCAUUUCUGUUGGGUGGGGAGGUGGGCGGUUUCUGAUGAGUCAUGGGUAACAAGGAGAGGUCACCUAAUCAGUUCAAUGAGUGCUGUAGUAAACACACCAAGCUGAUGAACAGGUUAGAAUUAAAUACAGUCAUGGAAUUCUUUCCAAAUAACCAGUCCCAUGGGCCUUGUUAAUUGGUAGCCCUGAGGGUUAGGUUGAGAAUCACUCACUUGGUCUUACACUGGAGUCACAGAGAGAUAAUGAACUAAUUGGGUUUCUCAUGUUUAAUUUAUUUGAUGCUUUCCUACAGAUUAUCAGUUGCUGGAAUUCAUUCCUUGCUGAGGUGGGUCUCGAACUUAAAACCUUAUGUUUGCUAGACAAGUACCAGAACUACUAAGAUACAUGGAAUUUACAGCACAGAAACAGACCAUUCAGCCCAACUGGUCUAUGCUGGUGUUUAUGCACCAUAUAAGCCUCCUCCUUCCUUGCAUCUCAUCCUAUCAACAUAUCCUAAUCCUUACCCCCCCCACCCCACAUGUUUAUCCAGCUUUCCCUUAAAUGCAUUUAACUAUUCACCUCAACUACUUCCUGUGGUAGUGAGUUCCACAUUCUCAUCACUUUCUGGGUAAAGAAGUUUCUCCUGAAUUUCAGAUUUGGUCUACCUCACAAAUGGAAACAUAUUCUAUAAGUUUCUUGUAUUUAAAGACCUCUUUUGGGCUGCCCCUUAGACUUCUCUUUACAAGAUAAAAGAGCCUAAUACUGUUCACUCUUCCCAGAUGGUUAUAACCUCCCUGUUCUAGUAUCACCCCCAUAAAUCUGUUUUGUACCUUCCCCAGUCUGUCUAUAUCCUUUCUGUAAUACGGAAAUCAGAACUGUUCAUGCUUCAUUAGGUGUGGCCUAACCAAAGUUUGAGAUAACGUCUCCGUUUUUAUAUAAAAACAUAAGAAUGCUGUCCCUCUAGAAAUGAACCCAGUGCUUGGUUUUUACACUUUAUGGCUUUUUUAUUGUACUCAUCAUGGGCAGCUUGAAAAUUCAGUUUUAAACAAAAUCUGUAAAUGAGUAACAGCGACUGUGAAUCUGUUAGAUUGUCAUAAAUAAUAUUCCUUUAGAGAAGGAAGCCUGCUAUCCUUACUGGCUCUGGACCUCUGUGUGGCUCCAAUCUCAUACCAAUGUGAUUAACUCUUAUCUCUCCCCUGAAGUGACCCAGCAAAGCUACUCUGUUGUAUCAAAUUGUUAUUGGUAGUUUAAGAGGGAGGCCCACCACCACAUCAUCAGAUUAACUAGGGACACAGCGACACGGGUCCUCAGAAUAAAAGUGAAGUUAAUGAUUACAACCCAGUGAGGAAGGGCAGGCUGAUCAAUGUGGUGGUACAGAAUUAUUUCAUCAGGGAUGGGUAUAUCUGGAGUUUAUCUUUCAUUACACUACAGCACGUCUUUGUUCUGUAUAUCCCUCAAUGUGGCUCCAAGGAGAUGGCAGCACAUUCCCUAUCUCCACUCCACUGUCAUUUAUUGAGCCCAGGCAGGCUUGAGGGAUCAGGAACUAAUGGAGUAGGUCUUUGUCUCAUCCAUGGGCUUCAUCUUUCAACUCCAGCCAAAACUAACUGAUGGACAACCAGCAUCAGCUACUAUGGAGGCAAAAGGAGCAAUAGGAGAUCAGGGAUCCCUAUUCCUGCAGUGUGUCUGGGAUUUCCCCAUUCCCACAGUGUGUCUGGGAUUUCCCCAAUCCCACAGUGUGUCUGGGAUUUCCCCAUUCCCACAGUGUGUCUGGGAUUUCCCCAUUCCCACAGUGUGUCUGGGAUUUCCCCAUUCCCGCAGUGUGUCUGAGAUCUCCAUUCCUGUAGUGUAUCUGGGAUCCCAUUCCCGCAGUGUGUUUGGGGUUCCCCCAUUCCUGCAGUGUGUCUGGCGCUGUUAUGAUUGGAUGAUAAACUAAAGUCCCAUUUGCCUGGCUGGGCUUGAACAGUGAAGCUCUGUGUCCUACCCAGCCAUCAUCCUUCUGUACCCAGUAACCCCUCAGUAUCUACACCCAUCCUCGAAAACUCCUCAGUAUUUACACCAUUCUCCACUGUCCUUCAUUAUGUGUCCUGUGCAGUAUUUGGUGCAGUACUGUGAGUGGUGUGAAACUCGAGAUGAUUUAAUGCUCUGUGUGGUCUCCUGCUCUCGUGAGGGAUGUACAUUCACUACCUCAUUUUUUUCAGAAACAAGACCAGAAUCGACUCAGUUCCUUGGAAGGCGUGUGUUUAAUGUCCAACAAGAGUUAUUUUGACAACCCUUUGUAAUAUCCGUCCAAUAUUCCUGUGUGUGACAAUCAAUGUAGAUUUAUUUUUGUUCUCAUUUACCAGAAGUUGAAUAUAAAAUCUAUGAAAAUGA
Molecule: messenger RNA, 5301 nt
Organism: Carcharodon carcharias (great white shark)
Lineage: Eukaryota; Metazoa; Chordata; Chondrichthyes; Lamniformes; Lamnidae
Product: monocarboxylate transporter 1-like
Exons: 4
Coding region: 189-1361 (390 amino acids)
Biological process (GO): transmembrane transport; monocarboxylic acid transport
Cellular component (GO): membrane
Molecular function (GO): monocarboxylic acid transmembrane transporter activity
Source: RefSeq, a predicted model, not a curated record